Molecule: messenger RNA, 1818 nt
Organism: Python bivittatus (Burmese python)
Lineage: Eukaryota; Metazoa; Chordata; Lepidosauria; Squamata; Pythonidae
Gene: RSKR
Product: ribosomal protein S6 kinase related
Biological process (GO): protein phosphorylation
Molecular function (GO): ATP binding; protein serine/threonine kinase activity
Source: RefSeq, a predicted model, not a curated record
CCUCCUUUCCGCUCCCUCUUACCUGACCCUUCCCUAGGCAGCGUCUCUUUGCCCCAAGGCCUCUCCCACAUGGCGUUACAUCUGGGCUACGGCACGGGCUCCCUGCCGGAUGCUUUGUGGGUACGAAGCUGGAAGCGCCUCCUCUCCCGCCUCGGUGGGACUCUCCUGGGUUUGGAGCAGGCUUUGGCCGCCAGAAACUCCCCGAAGCCAGAGUGGGCCCAGGGGGGUGAGAAGCCCCCCGAGACGGCGGGUGAGGAGCGGCCAACGCCCCCACAUGCCUCCCUCUUCCUGCCCGAGUUUCCUCUUCAGCCUCCAGUGCAGCAUCAGCAGCUCAAGAUUCUGGGCUUUCUGGCCAAGGGCACCUUUGGGACCGUCCUCAAAGUGCUGGACUGCACUCAGGCGAAGGUCUUUGCGCUGAAGGUGGUCCCCAAGGCGGAGGUCCUUCGCCGGGACAGCGUGAGGCAGUGCAAGGAGGAGGUCAGCAUCCAGAGGCAGGUGCGCCACCCGUUUCUCCACUGUUUAGGGGACAGCUGGCAAGGGCGGCACCACCUCUUCCUUAUGUGCAGCUACUGCAGCGCUGGAGACCUGUUCACGCUUUGGAAGUCAGCGGGGCCCCUUGCGGAAGGCGCCACCCGCCUCUUUGCCACGGAGCUGGUUCUGGUGUUGGCCUACCUUCACAGCCAGGGCAUCGUGCACCGGGACAUCAAGAUGGAAAACAUUCUCCUGGAUGAACAAGGUCACUUGAAGCUGGCUGAUUUUGGCCUUUCUCGCCAUCUGCCCCGGGGCAAGCGGGCAUUCACCAUCUGCGGGACCCUCCAGUACAUGGCCCCGGAAGUGCUGACAGGCGGUCCGUAUACUCACGCUGUGGACUGGUGGUCCCUGGGGGUGCUGCUGUUUGCGAUGGCCACUGGGCAGUUCCCGGUUCCCCCAGAGCAAGACCACGUGGCCAUGCUGCGGAGCGUGAAGCGCAGCACUUACUCCAUCCCACCCACGCUCGGCCGGGGCCUCCGCCUCCUGCUCAGCGAGCUCCUGUCCAAGGAUCCUCAGCACCGGCCGCGCCACCUCCACCAUUUCCGCGCCCACCUCUUCUUCCAUGGCAUGAGCUUCAACGCGGACGUCCUCAGGAAGCAGCCGGCAGAUUUUGCGCUGGGCUGGCAGCCACCCAAGGGCGCACCUGCGGACGCUGCCACCUUCCCUGAGUUUGACUGCGAUCUGGGGGCCCCCUGAGCCACCGGGACUCUCUGGGGCCACCAUGAGCCACUCUUGGGAGGCGCUCCUUGGUGCAGCUCCACGGACUGAGACCCAGCAGCAGGUCUCCAGGAGGGGCCCAGGGCCCAUUACCACCAGCAGACUGCUCACCACAGCGGCCCGUGGGACCUGAAUGUCCCCUUCUUCCUACCUCCGCCUCAUCUGUCUGGAUAUUAUUGUUUCAGCCUCCGCUUUGCAAGUUGCAGGCUGGUUCCCUUCGUCGCAGUGGGGUUCUCCCUCAGUCCGACGCUGUAAAUCUCUUUCCUGGGCCGCUGCAGUCGGGCCCUGCUCGGCCUUCCACGAUGCAGGCAGCCCUGCGGUUUCCUGGGACUGCUGGGGGGUGCUUGGGGAGCCACUCAGGGUGUACAGAAUAAAGAGCUCCCUCUUAGCCCUGCCUAAGUUGCUUGAAAGUGAGUCGGAGAAGCCCCUUGCUGAGGCCUGAAACUCUCCCCUUUAGGAUUUAGUUUUUCACACUUUCUUCUUUUUUCCCAUUAACGUUGAUGUUGUAUUGCACUGUUAGUACAUACGUGUGGCUUUUUCCUGUUUGUCUGAAGCAAUAAAAGAACUUCC